AUGGGCAUGGGAAUGGAGGACAACCCUCUGCAGCUCAAGUCGUUGAAUCACAUCUCCCUCGUCUGUCGAUCCGUCGGGAAAUCCCUGGAUUUCUACCAACACGUUCUUGGAUUCUUCCCCAUCCGCCGCCCUGGCUCCUUCGACUUCGAUGGCGCCUGGCUGUAUGGUUACGGAAUCGGAAUCCAUUUGCUCCAGUCCGAAGACCCAGAAAUCAUGCCGAAAAUCUGUGAAAUCAACCCUAAGGACAACCACAUCUCCUUCCAAUGCGAGAGCAUGAUGACGGUGGAGAAGAAGCUAAUGGAGAUGGAGAUAGAGUACGUGAAAGGCAGGGUAGAAGAAGGAGGAAUCUACGUCGAUCAGAUAUUCUUCCACGACCCAAAUGGGUCCAUGAUCGAAAUUUGCAACUGCGAUAAUCUCCCUGUUGUCCCGCUUGCAGGAGAGACCAUUCGUUCAUGCUCUCUCAUCAACUGCACCAUCCAGCAGCAGAAGCAGGAACAGAGCUUGCUGAACCAGCUCUGCAAUUGA
This is a messenger RNA of Linum trigynum, 525 nucleotides long. The record is from the annotation of a GenBank genome assembly. Lineage: Eukaryota; Viridiplantae; Streptophyta; Magnoliopsida; Malpighiales; Linaceae.